AUGGCCACUGCAGCGCAAAUUCAGCUGGCGAAAGUCUUCAUUACAAACCGUUUCGGCUACUCCAUUCAGGAUCUUGGAUUAGUUGCAGAGGCUAUGGAUACGACUGGCUUUUACCGAGCCGGAUCCAACAAGCGUCUGGCAAUCGUUGGGGAUGCCGCUCUCAAGAUUGCUAUCGCAGCAGCCUGGUAUCCUACUGGCGCACCACGAGGCGAAUACUCGGUUUACUCGUCGCACGUCAGCAAUAUCAACUUGGCUACGGUUGCGCGACUUAUUGAACUUGGCCAGCAUUUGAUCCUCAAUCCCGGACACUUUGGUGCUGUGAGUUCAAACACUCUCGCCACCGGUCUGGAGGCUUUCUUUGGUGCCAUCUACCAAGACUGUGGAGGCGACAUCUCGAUUGUCAGUGCCGCAAUGACCGCCGUUGGCAUCAAACUCCCUGGAACCGAUGACAACUAG
Molecule: messenger RNA, 456 nt
Organism: Sphaerulina musiva SO2202
Lineage: Eukaryota; Fungi; Ascomycota; Dothideomycetes; Mycosphaerellales; Mycosphaerellaceae
Product: ribonuclease III
Exons: 2
Coding region: 1-456 (151 amino acids)
Biological process (GO): RNA processing
Molecular function (GO): ribonuclease III activity
Source: RefSeq, a predicted model, not a curated record